This is a messenger RNA of Periconia digitata, 385 nucleotides long. Lineage: Eukaryota; Fungi; Ascomycota; Dothideomycetes; Pleosporales; Periconiaceae. The record is from the annotation of a GenBank genome assembly.
UCCCACGACCAACGACGACCACCACGGUACAACCCCUCCACCCUUCAAGUACCUCGAUCACCUCGAACCCCUAAAUUGCACUACUGCCGCCGUUCCACACACUCUUUCUCUCCUUCGAACGUCCACAAUGGUUCACAAAGUGCUCUUCUGGAGCGGCCUCGGGGUUGGUGUACGGCUAUGGCAGCUCGGUAUUGAAAUGCGACCUCUCUUCAACCGCGAAUCCCUUUGGGUGUACCCCGUGUUUGCAGGUAUUGGCGGCAGCUUCGGCUACUGGCUUAUGGGUGUUGAACAACGUCAAUACAAGAUGCUCGCGGACCGACGAGAUGCAUUGCUCGAAAAGCGCGCGAGGAGGAAGGCGCGCGAGGAGACAGCAUUGGAGUCUUAG